UACGAAACUAAUCGGAUUAUGGGAAAGUUUAGCGUGUGCCUGUUCCUCUAUUCUACAUUGGUUUCUAUUCUAUUCUACACUGGUUUGGUGUGUGUGGUACUUUUCAUUUCUGUACUGUCUGUUUUCUCCCCGAAAUGAGGACCGGAAUUUUGUCUCAUCUCGAUGAUGAAAUUACAAAUCGGUGGAACUCUCUCAGUUUGAUUUGCUGAAGAGGACCUUUGACUGGUGAUUUAAAAUGAAGAAAAAAAACACCAAUAAUCUUCUCAUUUCGAAUGCGGACUACAAACCCGUGUUGCCCAGGUUGGUACUCCAGAGCGAGAGCAGAAAUAUGGUUUGAUGUUUAUUUCUCACGGAAUGCGGGAUGAUGGAGUUGAAAUAAUAACCGGGAAAUAUUCCCCAUAGGAGUCGGAGCGGCAGUUGGCCUGUUGGAUUACGUCAAAACUAUUUGCCAAACCUUCACUUUCAUUUCAUUUCCAGGCUCUUUACAAAGUUAAACUCAUAAUCCGCGUUGAUGUUGGCAAAAACAUCCAAGUGCGCCAGCCCACAUCCACCAUUCUUUCCCCCAAGGAGGACAGCCACCCAGGGGGUUAGAUGGUUCUGAUCACGGACGAGAGAGACGGAGGUGGCUCCUCUACUACGACCCGUGUCAACCAGCUGCAGCAGAGCACCAAAGGCGCCAGCGUUUUCGUCCAGGUCCACCCGACCAUAACCGCCGAACCCCCGCCCUUAUCAAACGACGACUCAUACCUCGGGUCCUGUGAGUCUGAGGGAGACGAGGACGAUGACUACGAGGAAUACGACGAUUUAUCGUUAUUACCGGACACCAAGAGUAUCGCCUCGGACGACUCAUUCUACCCACCAGACGAUGCGUUCGCGGACAACGAGCGCACCCCCUCCCCGCAGAGUCCCGAGCCGUUGUCGUUCUUCCAGGCGUGCUGCACCAACAAUGCCACGAUAGUCCGGAUCAUGAUCCGACAAGGUGUGAAGGAGGCGGAGGUGAGGGAGACGGAUAAAAACAACAGGACGGGGCUGAUGGUGGCAUGCUACCAGGGUUAUGUUGACGUUGUCAUAGCGUUGGCUCAGUGUUGUCACCUGGAUGUCAACUGGCAGGACACUGAGGGGAAUACCGCCCUCAUCACAGCUGCACAGGCAGGUCACAUAAUGAUCAGUAACUACCUGUUGAACUACUCCCCUGGUCUGGACAUAGAGAGGAGGAACUGUCAUGGCUUCACCGCUCUGAUGAAGGCUGCUAUGCAGGGCAGGGUGGAGUGUGUACGAGCCCUGAUGCUAGCAGGAGCUGACACGGAGGCGAGGGACUUUGGUCGUCAGCUGACCUCCAGAGAGUGGGCGUUUUUCACAGGACGCUACGACACCGCCUGGGCCAUGACACGUCUCCACUCCAGACCCUGUCCUUAUCAACUAUGUGACGCAUACAGUCCAGAGUGGCCCCAGCUGGCGUCUCUAGUAUCUAAGGCCCGGGAGCCUCGAGGCUGUAUGCAGCGUAUAUCAGACACCAUACGAAACGCUCUGACGUUUGCCAACAUCACAGAGCCUGACGACGAAGGAGUCUUAGAUCACCUAGUCACCGUGACAACAGCACUGGGGAGCCCCUUCGUGGCGAUGGCUUGUUCCACAGUGUGUCCGACAAGCCCACCUUGCGUGGGUAAACGUCGCUACUCCGUCCCAGAGAUCCUCCGACGCCAACGGGCCAAAGAACUGAAAACGCAGAACCCUGAGAGGAUCGACAACCACAGCAAACUCUUCCAGAACUCACGGGUCACUCUGGUGUCCAAACCUCCAAAGGCCCGGCGGACCAUCCUGCUACCGCCGAACAAAAACCCCACCACGACUAACCCUACCCUCGGUAAGGUGUCUGCGGCUGGGGCCUCUUCCUCCAUGGCCCUGAGAAAGACUAGCCUGCUGCCUCUGGGUAUGGUGAAGUAUAGCAGUGUGCGGCCGCGGAUGUCCAUUCCCAAGGUGAGAAUCUCUAAGGCCCCAACGCCGACCUUUGAACCUGAGAGAGUCCACAGGAAGAGCAGCUUUAAAGACGGAGGGGGCGACUUCCUGCAGCUUCCCAAGUGGAGGUAUAAAGAACUGAAGGAGGAGAGGAAGAGAGCGGAGGAGGCGGAGAGGAGGAGGGUGGAGGCGGCCACGAGGCGGCACCUGGGUUCCAGGAAGAGGAAAUGACAUCGUAGGAGGAAGUGAUGUCACUCCACCCUGUCCUCCACUGUUGCCUAGGUAGCAGUUCAGAGGUUUUUUUUGCUUUUUGAGGGAGUAAAAGUGACAGUGCUUUAAAGUGACAGUGCUUUAAAGUGACAGUGCUUUAAAGUGACAGUGCUUUAAAGUGACAGUGCUUUAAAGUGACAGUGCUUUAUUUUCUAAUGCAUUUGAUUCACAAAAUCAGCAGUAUUUUUAUAGUGUGAUUUCUGUAUUACCUGACACUUACCCAGGCUACAAACCCAUAUGAUCUGACUGUGUACAGAUCAUGUUUCACUAAUAUAUCUGACACAUCACACGUUGAAACUGUAUUGCCUAAAAUGAUGAUACUAUACGCUUCGGGAAGGGUUAGAAUGGGACAGAUAUAAAGGGUUACAAUAUUGCGUAGCCUCCCAGCAUGUCAAACUGACUUAUCGUCAAAGAUAAACAUAAGAUAAGCAUUAUUUUGUUACCAAUGGCAUUUGACUGACUUUCUUUUUAGAUAGGCACUGUGCUUUGAUAUGUUGAAAUGACAUCUACUUUAUAUUGGCUUUUUGAAAGCUUUUCAAAUGUAUUUAUUUGUAUUUCUAUGUAUUUUAUAUAUAGAUAUAUAUAUAUAGAUUGUACCUCAUCAGGUAUUUUUUUAUUAUGAGUAUACUAUAUAUAAACUGUUUUUAGUUUCUACUAAAGUAGGCAUAUUUUGAGAAUGUGAAUGAAAUAAAGAAAUGUCUUAGAGCAAUAUUAUCUAUCAAAUGGGUGAAAACAAACUAUAUCCUGAAAUGUUUACAUGUUAUGAAUGAGAUCAAAGUACUGCUACACUGACCUCAGAUCAGCAUCUAGGAGCACCUUCAUCAUGUGCUUUUUACAAACACACGUGUGUAUUCCGAUCAGACAGACGCCAUACUAUUGGUUGAGAAGUUCAACAGAAAAUAAUGGAUGACAAUAAUGGGAGGUAGGAUCACAAAUGGCAACGGAAAGUCUUGAUAUAAUAUAGUAUUAUUAUGGUAGGGAUUGAUAUAAUAUAGUAUUAUUAUGGUAGGGAUUGAUAUAAUGUAGUAUUAUUAUGGUAGGGAUUGAUAUAAUAUAGUAUUAUUAUGGUAGGGAUUGAUAUAAUGUAGUAUUAUUAUGGUAGGGAUUGAUAUAAUGUAGUAUUAUUAUGGUAGGGAUUGAUAUAAUAUAGUAUUAUUAUGGUAGGGAUUGAUAUAAUGUAGUAUUAUUAUGGUAGGGAUUGAUAUAAUGUAGUAUUAUUAUGGUAGGGAUUGAUAUAAUAUAGUAUUAUUAUGGUAGGGAUUGAUAUAAUAUAGUAUUAUUAUGGUAGGGAUUGAAGAGAAGACAAUUUCACAGUGAUAACCCCAAAGACAGGACUGGCUUUAAGUGGCUAACAGCCAAUGUGAUAAGUUGCUAUGGAGUUACUAGGGAGCAGUGGUUGGCACAAAAAAACAAUUUCUGUAAACAAAUGGAGCAGGCUAGGCAGCAGGAGUGUAACACUAAAAUGCUUUCCCAGACAUAUCACAAAGACUCCAGGUGAAUUCUGGGUCUGCCCAAGUGUGCCCUGGUUCCCCUCAUUGAUUUAAAAGGAAUGGACGAAACACUCUAAACUCUCUGCUUAUACAAGUCCAAUUAAAAAAAUGAAAAGGAUUUAGUGAACAAGUGUACACUUCUCUCAGGAAGCCACGCUAUGGAUUUAGGAAACAGAUUCACAAGGUUUUGUUUGUUUGAGUGGUAAUGGAACCACAAUGGGACCAGCAAUAUCUAGUCCGUGUACUCUACAAUGUUCUUGUUUAUGGUGAAUAAAAACACAACUGGAAUGCAAUGCA
This is a messenger RNA of Oncorhynchus kisutch (coho salmon), 4013 nucleotides long. RefSeq names its product ankyrin repeat domain-containing protein 33B. The coding region runs from base 592 to 2187 and encodes 531 amino acids. Lineage: Eukaryota; Metazoa; Chordata; Actinopteri; Salmoniformes; Salmonidae. The record is from RefSeq and is a predicted model, not a curated record. Gene Ontology annotation, molecular function: protein binding. The transcript has 6 exons.